Suillus subaureus is the source of this 2381-nucleotide messenger RNA. RefSeq names its product major facilitator superfamily domain-containing protein. The record is from RefSeq and is a predicted model, not a curated record. The transcript has 11 exons. Lineage: Eukaryota; Fungi; Basidiomycota; Agaricomycetes; Boletales; Suillaceae. Gene Ontology annotation, molecular function: transmembrane transporter activity. The coding region runs from base 282 to 1988 and encodes 568 amino acids. Gene Ontology annotation, biological process: transmembrane transport. Gene Ontology annotation, cellular component: membrane.
AAUAUCGACCCCGUUGCCUGCCACUAUAUAUGUAACCACCAAUUUAUGGAUGAUCCGUUCUUGAAUGUCGACUCGAACUUCGGUCCAUGAGUAAUAUUAUAGAUAAGGCAUUGCUUCCGCGGGAACUAACGCCAUCGGUAAGAGGACCUUUCUUGACCCGACUAAUACAUACAAGGAAUCCGAAGACUUAAGUUUAGUUAUUCGGUUGCGGCCCAUGACGAACACUGGAUUCUUCUUCCUCGAGUCUUGCACUGUCAACUUUCCGGGAGACGCGAGAAGUGAUGUCUGGGGAGCUUACUCGUCCACCAGCCCAUCAAGAUCUCAACCCCGAGAAGGACGAGCACCAUGAUUCAGGCGUACAGCCGGUACAGCGCAGUCUUUGGCGCUCUACCUUCAUCAUCAUCACCUGCACCGCUGCAAUGGUGGUCAAUACCGCUAGUACCAGUUCUGUCUCUAUCUCGCUCCCAACUAUUGAAAAAGACCUGAAUGUCACGGAGGUGCAGCUGCAGUGGCUCGUAUCUGCCUAUUCGCUCAGUUCGGGCUGCCUUCUCUUGUUCUUUGGCAGAUUGGCGGAUAUCUAUGGUCGGAAAAAGGCGUUCAUGAUGGGUACUAUCUGUCAGGUUGCAUUUUCUCUCGCUAGUGGCUUUGCACAGAGUGGUAUUGCCCUCAUCACUUUGCGCGCCUUCCAAGGCUUUGGUGCCGCCGCUACAAUACCGUCUGCACUCGGUAUCCUGGCGCAUGCAUUCCCUCCGUCUAAAAUGCGUUCAAUAGCUUUCGCAACAUUUUCAGCGGGUGCUCCUGUCGGCGGCGCAUUUGGCAUGAUCAUCGGCGGUGUCCUCACACAAAUAUCCUCGACGCAUUGGCGCUCCCCAUUCUAUUUGGUUGCAGUAAUGUCUGCUCUAACGGGUAUUUCCGAUGUGACUUCGACGGAAGCUGUCGACUGGAUCGGUGCUUCCCUCGUCACUGUUGGUUUGGUCCUGAUUGUAUUUGUACUUGGCCAAGGAGAAGUUGCUUCUCAAGGCUGGAAAACUCCAUACAUCAUUGUCCUUCUAAUCGUCGGGAUUAUCAUGGUUGUGUUGUUCCUGCUUUGGGAGCGAUACUUGGAGCAAGUUAUAGAUGAUCCAUCAAGCACAACGUCCGCAUGGACACCACCGCCAUUGAUGAGGCUCUCGCUUUGGACGCGAGCAAAGGGCCGGAUGGCUGUUAUUCUCGUCAUUGCAUUUUUGAAUUGGUCUGGUUUCAUGAGCUGGAGUUUCUGGGUUCAGGUACGUCCAUGUUCCACUGCUCGGAGGAACGAGGACGCUGACUACGCUCCGUUCAAGUUGUACUAUCAGAAUUACCUUUUGCUCUCACCUGUGCAUACUAUGCUUCGGUUCAUUCCAUUGUUCGUUGUCGGCUGUUUGUGCAACGUCUUUGUUGCAAUGUUUGUUGGCAAAUUGCCUUUGGUCAUCUUUGCAGUCAGCGGAACGCUACUGACAGCAUCUGCCGCUAUCCUGUUUGCGCUGAUUGACCCGACCGCAACGUAUUGGGCGUUUGGCUUCCCGGCCACGGUUGUUGUCGUGUUCGGAGCUGAUUUUGUGUACUCCUCUGGUACAAUUUUCAUCGCCAAAGUCGCGCUCCCACACGAGCGCAGCGUGGCUGGAGCUCUGUUUCAAACUAUGACACAGGCAAGUGGCGUUAAACCAACUGAUACUCUCGGCAUUGCAGUCGGACUUGCCGUAUCUACGCUUGUGUUCAACAUCGUGGUUAAGAACGAGUCUGCUGAUGUUGGCGUUACUGUCAACUCUGCUGGCACCAACGCACCACGUUCCGCACAGCUUAAGGGUUAUAGAUCUGCCCAGUGGACCUGCGCUUCAUUUGCGCUUAUGGCUGCGCUGCUGGCAGCGCUUUCCCUUCACGGUGUUGGGAUUGUUGGAGAUAAAAAAAUUGUCAAGCAUGUUGACAGUAAUCACACAAUAGCCAUGGGGCCCGAGUCCGGGGACGGCUAAAUACGCCCAUUUUAAAGAAAACAUCUAGCAAUGGCAUAUGAUGCCGUGCUGCUAUGGUCCCACCCCCUCCACCCUGUCUCAAUCGUACCCUCCUUCCCGAAUCAAAAUGCAAUUCAACAUUGGAGUAAUUGUCACCGCGAAUGCUUCAUACUACUUACAUUCCUCUGGCAUUACAAUUUUCUGUCCUCACUCAUAGUGCUAUUCCUGUUUCUCUUGCUAUCUCUUGCUCUUGCACGGCGCAUAUGAUUUCAAGUGCCGUCGCUUUCUUGCGAUGAUCAAUGCAUCAACUCUGUUUUUCUCCCACCAUGUACUUGAUGACAAGGCUAUAACGUACAAGUGUCUCCAUACCAUCGCACGCAGAAUGGAAUUCAGUGUUUUUUUGAGACUCAUGCC